CUCUCCCUCUCUAUCGGUCGAGUCGUCUUCGUGAGUGACUUGGAAGACGAAUCACACUUCUCCACCUUACUCUGUUCCGUUAUGUUCGAUGCUAAAACUUCUUGUUCUCCCUCCCAUGGUUGCUGUUAAAAAUAAGCUUUUAUUGUUUUUUUCUUUCAACUGUCCGUAUUUGUCCAUAGUCAAAUCACCAUUUCAUAUAUAAUCCAAACUACUGUAAUGAAUUGUUCUGUCUCUAGUUAAACAUACAUCGUUUUAGUAGCUUUAGUUACAAAGUCUUCUUCUUGUAUAAUCAAAUUCAACACUUAAAAAAGUUGUUUGUGUUCUUAUUGACUUUGCCAAUCAUUUUAACACUAGACCCUUACUCAUUCAGCUCUUCGAAGUUGAAUAGAUUGGAAACAAAUGGAUGAAUCUCCUCUGGAGCAGCAAAGUCAAUCUCAUGAACAAGAGAACGAAAUAGUUACUGAAGGUAGUGCCUUUGGUCAUGGUGAGCCUCCUUCUCAAGACGGUAGUGUUCCUCCCAAAGUUGAUAGCCCAGUGGAAGUGCUGGAUGAGAAAGUCAGUAAGCAGAUCAUUAAAGAAGGUCAUGGCUCCAAACCAUCCAAAUACUCCACAUGCUUCUUGCAUUAUAGGGCAUGGACCAAACACACGCAGCAUAAAUUUGAGGAUACAUGGCAAGAGCAGCAACCUAUUGAACUGGUUCUAGGAAAAGAAAAAAAAGAAAUGACUGGUUUGGCCAUGGGUGUUGCUAGCAUGAAGUCUGGUGAACGUGCGCUCUUGCAUAUUGGCUGGGAACUUGGAUACGGGAAAGAUGGAAACUUUUCUUUUCCCAAUGUUCCUCCUAUGGCUGACUUGUUGUAUGAGGUUGAAGUUAUUGGCUUUGAUGAAACUAAAGAGGGAAAGGCUCGCAGUGAUAUGACUGUGGAGGAAAGGAUUGGUGCAGCAGACAGAAGGAAAAUGGAUGGGAAUAAUCUGUUUAAGGACGAUAAACUGGAGGAGGCCAUGCAGCAAUAUGAAAUGGCCAUUGCAUACAUGGGGGACGACUUCAUGUUUCAGCUAUAUGGGAAGUACCAGGAUAUGGCUUUGGCAGUUAAGAACCCAUGCCACUUAAACAUGGCAGCUUGCUUGAUCAAACUUAAACGUUACGAUGAAGCAAUUGGUCACUGCAACAUUGUGUUGACAGAAGAAGAGAAAAACCCAAAGGCCUUGUUCAGAAGAGGGAAGGCCAAGGCAGAGCUAGGACAGAUGGAUUCAGCUCGUGAAGAUUUUCGAAAAGCUCAAAAGUAUGCACCUGAUGACAAUGCGAUUAGAAGAGAGCUGCGAGGCAUUGCAGAGCAAGAGAAAGCUGUGUACCAAAAGCAAAAAGAGAUGUACAAAGGAAUAUUUGGAGGAGGGAGAGAUGAAAGUGGUGGCAAGGGAAAGAGCCGUAACUGGUUGAUAAUGCUAUGGCAGUGGUUGGUGUCCCUUUUCAGCAGAAUCUUGGGACGUAACAGGGUUAAAGCAGAUUAAUGUAAUGAAAGGCAAAGAAGAUCAACUCUUUUUAUUUUCUUAUGUUGUAAUGACUUCGAGAGACAUGGAACUUGUUAAUCUUAUUAAGGGAGAAUUUACAAAACAUAGUUGAGAACUGUG
Messenger RNA from Brassica rapa (field mustard), 1626 nucleotides. RefSeq names its product peptidyl-prolyl cis-trans isomerase FKBP42. The record is from RefSeq and is a predicted model, not a curated record. NCBI's taxonomy places the organism in Eukaryota, Viridiplantae, Streptophyta, Magnoliopsida, Brassicales, Brassicaceae. Gene Ontology annotation, molecular function: peptidyl-prolyl cis-trans isomerase activity; protein binding.